AUGAGGAGUUACAAUACCAGUCGGCGUGUUUCUUCGUUUUCUUCUCGGACUCGGCAAGUUUUUCUUCCGAACGUCGACGAGGAGCUCGAUACCGACGGCGAUGAAACAGCGGUCGCACUCCAACAUGUGGCAACCCUGCGCAGAGGGCUCUUACGCCUCAAGGGACCACCACGUGCCACGCGGAUUGAAAAGGAGAUGGGAAUGCCUCUUCACGCUCACAUCCGCUCCAGCCUCCAUCUGUAUAAAUAUCUCUUACGCGAAUGCGAACGCCUUCCCGAAAAACAUCGACUUUAUUACAAGAAUCACGUGAGGCAGGGAUUCCAGCAGCACAUUGAUGAGGAUGACCCAGAGCGAAUUCAGCAAAUCAUCAUUAAAGCAGUAGAAGAUGCAAAAUGGGUGGUUAAAAAGUGGAGUGUCUUCAGUGCUGCACUCAUGGAAGAUAGGCAAGCCUCUGCCAACACUUCCCUGUUGAAUGGAGUGAAGGUGUGGCUCGAGAAACCUCAUGUUGUGAAUGCACGUGUCGUUGGCUCGGUCGUCCUCGGACGUGCACUCCUGACCCGCAAGGAAGGCCUGUCCCUGAUUGCAGUGGUGGAGGAGAAGACACUUGUCGUCCCUGACCCUCAAACUGUUCGAGAGUUGGAGCAAUGGAGAGUGCAAGAUUGGAUGAAUGGCCCUUUACCUGAACUCCUGGAAGAAACUGUGGCUGUUCUGAGAGAGUUAGUGCCAAAAGGCACUCAUCAAGGGAAACUCUAUGAAGUUGUCAUUUUGGAGCCACCAUUCUUGGAAGUUUCCUUUGUCCCUCUUCAAGAAAAGCGCGAAGGCCCUGUCAUUUCCCCUCGGGUGCCCUACGCUUUCCACCUUGGGACUGAUGGAGCUAUUUCGCUGACAUUUCCCUUCCCCUUGUGCCCUGUGUCACAGAAAUGGUUGCAAGAGAAACUUCUCCCUAAACUCCAGAAAUGGACUCAGGAGGAAGUUACAUCCAGACCCACAUCUUUGGCAUUGGUGGAUCUCAGGAAGUAUGUACAGGUUUAUGAAAGGAUCAAGACCAAAUAUGCUUCCUUCUAUGUGCAGAAUUGGGCAGAACAUACAGAUCCAGGGAAGCAUGUCCAUGAAGAUGUUGGUAUAGCAGCAUACCUCAUCUCUUUGUGGAAGAAGGAUGGAGCAGAUUGCACACCCUCAUUUGUGGAUCUAGGCUGUGGGAACGGAUUGCUCACUCAUGUACUCACUUGCGAGGGGUUCCCUGGCAAGGGGGUUGAUAUCAGGGCUCGCAAGUCCUGGCAGCUCUUCCCUUCCACACAUCUCAUUGAGUCAGCAAUUAUGCCUGAUUCAACAUAUUCUGAGGACUGGUUGAUUGGUAACCACAGUGAUGAGUUGACACCAUGGAUCCCUGUCCUUGCGGCACAUAGUUCCCCUACUACAAGGUUCUUCCUCAUGCCAUGCUGUCCCUAUGCCUUUUCUGGGAAGUUUCAGAGACGGCACUCUAGGAAGUCUAUCUAUGCCGACUACCUUGACUUUCUCAUGGAACUCUGCCAGGUAUGGUUAAUCUCAAAAGUUGAAUCCCAGUCUGCAUGCAUUCUCAAGGUUUGUGGCUUUGACGUGAAGCAAGAUCGUCUUCGUAUCCCAUCUACCAAGCGUCUGGCCCUCGUUGGGAUUCCUCGACCAACAACUGCUGCAGAGCAGAUUCAACGUCUUCAACGAAUCUCUCAGUUCGUUGAAGGCUGUUCCCAUAGCCCCAAAGGUUUUCACGUCCGCGAACCGUCUCCAGUGCGGAAUUGCACGAAGAUCCCACAGAACAUCAGCGAGAGGAUACUGAAGGAAGUCCUCCUUCAGAUUCUCAAGCAUAGCAGUGUGGAAGGUGAUUGGAAUACAGGUGGUCAGAUUCAGCUUCCUGACUUAGUGGAAGGCUUGAGCAGUGACACCUUGCGAGAACUCAAGCUACAGCAUGGCGGCCUGCAGACACUUUUAAAGAAUAAUUCUCACAUCUUCAUUUGCAAGAAGGGACUAGUAAGUUUGCAUCAGCCCACACCUGUUGACAGAGAGAGCCUUGACAGGUCAUCGAAAGCAUACCAGAAGUGGAAGACUCGAGGUUGUUUCCUUGCAAGAUUCCAUCCAAAUGGUUGCCCCCUUGCCACUGAGAGUUGC
Messenger RNA from Darwinula stevensoni, 2142 nucleotides. Lineage: Eukaryota; Metazoa; Arthropoda; Ostracoda; Podocopida; Darwinulidae. The record is from the annotation of a GenBank genome assembly.